Molecule: messenger RNA, 516 nt
Organism: Rhizoctonia solani
Lineage: Eukaryota; Fungi; Basidiomycota; Agaricomycetes; Cantharellales; Ceratobasidiaceae
Product: Retrotransposable element Tf2 protein
Exons: 1
Coding region: 1-516 (171 amino acids)
Biological process (GO): DNA integration
Molecular function (GO): nucleic acid binding
Source: RefSeq, a predicted model, not a curated record
AUGAAAUCCUCGGCUAAGGAAUGGGUAGAAUGUUGCCCAGUCUGCCAAGCCAACCGAAGGGCUCACGCACCAGUCAUCGCUCUUAAACCCUUGGAAGUUCCCCCGUUCCCGUUCCACACCAUCUCGUAUGACUUCAUCACGGGCUUUCCCAAGUCACAGGGCCACGAUGCCAUCUUAGUGGUAAUUGACUCAUUCUCCAAGUUUGGGCACUUCAUCCCUACGUCCAAAAAAGUAACCGCCAAAGGCCUCGCAGAUCUGUUCAUCACCCACAUAUGGAAGUUACACGGGUUACCAGUCAAAACUAUCUUGGACCGCGGUACCACUUUCACAGGGAAAUUCUUAAGAGCCCUCUACGAGCGGCUUGGAGUCAAACCAGCGUUCUCCUCCGCGUAUCACCCGGAAUCAGACGGACAAACAGAAAGGGUGAACCAGUUCAUUGAGUUCUACCUCCAAUCCUAUGUAGCCGCCGAUCACUCGGACUGGGCCACUUGGUUACCUUUGGCUGAAUACGCAUAA